Striga hermonthica is the source of this 759-nucleotide messenger RNA. Lineage: Eukaryota; Viridiplantae; Streptophyta; Magnoliopsida; Lamiales; Orobanchaceae. The record is from the annotation of a GenBank genome assembly.
AUGUCACUCACCUGCCCCGACCUUCUCUGCUGCGAGUCCUCCAGCACCGUAUUCUCCGGUGACGGGGAGGAUUACUCGCCGGAAUACUCAUCGGACCUCGAAUCUCUGCUGCCGUACGGCGAGGAAUCCAUCGCCGGACUCCUAGAAGACGAGAGAGAUCCGGCUCGAAUUAGCUUUGAUUUCAACAGCCAAUCGAUCAAUGCUUCCGCUAGAUCGGAAUCUGUUGUUUGGAUCCUCAAGGUACAAAGAUUUUUCGGUUUUCAGCCGUUAACCGCGUAUCUCGCCGUCAACUAUUUCGAUAGAUUUCUCUUCAUUCAUCACUCGCCGAAAAUGUGCGGAUGGGCCUUGCAACUAUUGUCCAUUGCAUGCUUGUCAUUAGCUGCUAAGAUGGAGGAACCAUUGGUCCCUUCUCUUUUGGAUCUUCAGGUCGAAGGUGCAAAUUUUAUUUUCGAACCGAGGACUGUCCAAAGAAUGGAACUUCAUGUCUUGAGGGUAUUAGAUUGGAGACUUAGAUCCAUUUCACCUUUUUGCUACCUUCGAUUUUUGGCUCUAAAGAUCGAUCCGAAUGGGAUGUAUACCGAAUUUCUCAUAACAAGGGCGAACGAAAUUAUUCUCUCGACUAUUAAAGAGAAAAAUGUCUUCGAGUAUAGGCCAUCUUGCAUUGCAACUACAGCAAUACUCUGUGCAGCACAUGAUACACCGAAAUUCUCGUACAUUACUGCUCGACAUGCCGAGUCAUGGUUUGAUGGACUCCAUAAA